UCCAAAUUAUUCAAAUAUAAUUUCCUUUACUGUGCUUCAACUUCAACUCUUGCAUUGCUGAUACUCAUUUUGCUCAACAUGUCUACACCAGCAGAAUACUACCGGUCUCUACCACCUGUGAGCAAGACCUAUGGGGUGGCCUGUUUGAUGACCACUGCUGCAUAUUAUCUGCAACUUUAUGAUGCAUGGAACAUAGCACUUGAUUAUGGCAAAGUCUUUAAAAGCUUUCAAGUUUGGAGGCUUCUCACAAACUUCUUCUUUUUAGGCCCGUUUUCAAUACCCUUUGCAGUUCGUCUAAUAAUGAUAGCAAAAUAUGGUGUUUCAUUAGAAAGAGGGCCUUUUGACAAGAGAACUGCUGAUUAUGUUUGGAUGUUCAUAUUUGGUGCAUUCUCGCUUCUGGUGAUUACUGCUGUGCCAUACUUUAUGUUUCCAUUCCUGGGAAUUUCUUUAGUUUUCAUGAUCGUCUAUGUUUGGAGCCGGGAGUUUCCAAAUGCACGAAUCAACAUUUAUGGUGUUGUAUCAUUGAAGGGGUUUUACCUUCCAUGGGCUUUGCUUGCUCUGGAUUUAAUAUUUGGAAAUCCCAUAAAGCCAGACAUUGUAGGUAUGCUUGCAGGACACCUAUAUUACUUCUUAACAGUGCUUCAUCCUCUUUCUGGGGGAAAGUUCAAAUUCAAGACUCCUCUUUGGGUUCACAAAAUAGUGGCAUAUUGGGGAGAGGGUACCCAAAUAAACUCCCCUGUGCAAUCUAAUCCAUUAGCUGGAAUUGUAUUCAGAGGAAGAAGCCAACGUCUUGGUGGGACACAGACAACAACAACAACAACCACUAAUGACCAAACUCAAGGGAAUGCUUCUGCUUCUGCUUCUGCUUCUGCUUCUGCUUUGCAGAGACAAGGUGAUGGAAUUGCUUUUCGUGGAAGAAGUUAUCGUUUAAAUGGAUGAGUCUGUUCUUUAAAAUGAUAUCUUCAAUCGUGACUCUUAACUUCAUUGUUGAUUAAAGAGUAAAAGUGUUGAACUCAAGUUAGAGUUAGCAAGACUAUAUGUUAUGUUACAAAAUUCACAACACAUUGAAUGUUCUUGUGUAGUGAAUCUUUUAACAGAAGUUGAGAUUCUUGCCUCUUGUUAAUUACCAUUGCCUUAACCAUGAGUCUCCUAUGUAUUCCAUCUAUUUCUGAUGAACAUUUUCAGAACUACAUAUGUUAAUUUAAGGGUUCAA
This is a messenger RNA of Cajanus cajan (pigeon pea), 1213 nucleotides long. Its product is annotated as derlin-1.1. Lineage: Eukaryota; Viridiplantae; Streptophyta; Magnoliopsida; Fabales; Fabaceae. The record is from RefSeq and is a predicted model, not a curated record.